This is a messenger RNA of Acanthopagrus latus (yellowfin seabream), 946 nucleotides long. RefSeq names its product intraflagellar transport protein 43 homolog A (gene ift43). The transcript is spliced from 9 exons. Gene Ontology annotation, biological process: intraciliary retrograde transport. The record is from RefSeq and is a predicted model, not a curated record. NCBI's taxonomy places the organism in Eukaryota, Metazoa, Chordata, Actinopteri, Spariformes, Sparidae. Bases 30 to 734 code for a protein of 234 amino acids. Gene Ontology annotation, cellular component: cilium; intraciliary transport particle A.
CGCUCGCUCUCCCUCUGAUCGGCGUUACCAUGGUGAGCGUUGCUAUACGACGCUUCCUGGUAUCCAGGAAGACGCUGCUGCUCUGGCUGGGGAUAGCAAGCAGGAGAGAAAUGGACGAUAACUUUCUGCUCAGAGAUGCUGGAACCGUGAAAAAUGUUGCAAAGUCUGGACGGAGAGCUCGCCUUGCAGCAGACCAGUCAUCGUUUGAAGACUCUCGUCACGUAAGGAAGUCCUCAACCUCUGCUUCAGUGGGAGAAGGCCCUCCUCCUAAACCAGCCCGGCGGCAGGGUGGCUGGGCAGAAGAAUGCUCCAGCUCUGGUUCUGCCAAAUCUUCAAGCAGACUUGCCGCUGACGACCUGGAAGACCGCCGCCUACGACCACAAACUCCCCAGGGAUCAGAUGAUGAAGGAGAUAUUCCAGUGAUUCCAGAACUUGAUGAAGUCCAGGAGGAAGAUCUUACCAAGCAAGUUGCAGCUCCACCAAGCAUCCAGGUGAACCAGGUUAUGACCUACAGAGAUCUGGACAACGAUCUGAAGUAUAACUCUGCGUUCCAGACAUUAGAUGGAGAGAUCGACUUGAAGCUUCUCACCAAGGUUUUAUCGCCGGAGCAGGAGGUGAAAGAGGAUGAUGUGAGCUGGGACUGGGAUCAUCUGUUUACAGAGGUGUCCUCAGAGCUGCUGAUGGAAUGGGAUCAAGGAGAGAGUGAGGAGCAGCCUGAGAUGCCUCUAACAUGAGGAGGAGGAGGUUUGGUCUGGGACUUUAAAUGGCUCCAGUGGGAACUAGGUGAAUGUCCAUUACACAGAAGGGCCAGUGACUUUGGUCUUAGAAACUUUAAUUACUGGUUGUUAUCCAGAAUUUAUAUUUUGUAAAGUGUAAAUACAGUCUUUUUUGUAUUUUCUAAAUAAAGGUCAGUGUGCAGUGAACAGUGCUGCGCUGUCUCACCCUG